AUGGCUCCCUUGACCAGCUCGGCACCGCCCCCGGCGCUGCUGCUGCUCCCGUCGCCCCCGUCGCCGAGUAGCCGGCUCACGCUCAACAGCAGCUACCACGCGCCCCUCUCCGCCGUCCUCGCCACGCUCGCCGCGCAGUCCCGGCAGACGCGGCAGCCCAUCCUGCUCCUCGUCGCCGUCGCCGCGCCGAUCCUGAGCCCCCCCUCCCCUGGGCGGCGAGGCGCCGCCGUGCGCUGGCACGCCGCGCAGUCGCUCCUCGCCGGCGUCUACUCCAUCGUCGCGGCCCUGUGCGCCGAGCAGGGCAUCCAGACGGACAUGGGUUCCACGGCGACCGCGACGGCGGGGAGCGUCGACGCGCGCGUCGUGCUAGUCGACCACGCGCGCGGGCGCACCUACGGCCGCAGGGGCGACGGCUCGUUCCAGACGCACAACGGCACCACGGUGCUGGACCUGGCCGGCUUCGCGACGCUGGUGACGGGGCCGUGGGAUAGAGUCUUCCAUCCGAGCAGCGAGUCCGGGUACGAGCUCCUGAAGACAUAUCUCCUCCUCGCCGAGGGCAGGCAGGUGUUUAAGCAGAGCCAGAUUGUGCCGGUGCCGGGUGGCAUCAGCAUCUCGUCACCUACCGCGACGGCGACGACGACGACGACAGAGGAGGGGGAGCAGGAUAAGAGCUACGCGACAGUCAUUCUGGGCGGCACGUUCGAUCAUCUCCACCCAGGGCACAAGCUGCUCCUCCACGGCACGGUGCUUCUCAUGCGCCUACCGGAAAAGCACACCACCUCGGCCGCCAGCAUCAGCACGCUCAUCAUCGGCGUCUCCGGGGACCCCAUGCUGCAGAACAAAAAGUUCGCCGACGAGCUCGAGCCCUGGGACACGCGCUGCCGUAGCGUCCUCGCCUUUCUCGCCAGCACCUUCAACAUCUCCCCGCCCUCCGCCGGCGCCGCUGCCGGCGCCGCGCCACCGAGUGCCUACCGCAUCGAGCACGUCGCCGAGGGUCCGUCGGGUGGCCCCGAGCUGCACGGUAUCUACGCCGACGGCGCCGUGCUGGUACGGUGCACGGUGCUCAACGACGCCUUUGGCCCGACGGUCGACGAGGAGCCCAUCGGCGCCAUCUGCGUGUCGGGCGAGACGCGCGGCGGCGGCAAGGCCGUCAACGAUAGACGAGCGGCCAAGGGUUGGCACGCACUCGACUCGUACGAGGUGGACGUGCUGGACACGCGCGGCAUCGCCGAGGCUGAUCGAGGUAGCGAGCAAGACUUUACGGCCAAGAUUAGCAGUACAGCCAUUCGGCAGCAGAGAGCCGAGGCCAAGGCAAAAGCACAGAUUUAA
Messenger RNA from Akanthomyces muscarius, 1329 nucleotides. RefSeq lists its product as uncharacterized. Lineage: Eukaryota; Fungi; Ascomycota; Sordariomycetes; Hypocreales; Cordycipitaceae. The record is from RefSeq and is a predicted model, not a curated record. Gene Ontology annotation, molecular function: dephospho-CoA kinase activity. Gene Ontology annotation, biological process: coenzyme A biosynthetic process. The coding region runs from base 1 to 1329 and encodes 442 amino acids. The transcript has a single exon.